This is a messenger RNA of Endocarpon pusillum Z07020, 210 nucleotides long. RefSeq lists its product as uncharacterized. The transcript is spliced from 2 exons. The record is from RefSeq and is a predicted model, not a curated record. Bases 1 to 210 code for a protein of 69 amino acids. Gene Ontology annotation, biological process: protein secretion. NCBI's taxonomy places the organism in Eukaryota, Fungi, Ascomycota, Eurotiomycetes, Verrucariales, Verrucariaceae.
AUGUCCUCAGUUGCUCAGCCCUGGCUUAUUUCCAAAUUCUUCGACCCCAUAUUUGCAAUAUGUGUGGGAACCACAGCCGCCGCAAUCCGUAUCCGACGAGAGCAGCUCGCAAAAUAUCCAGACCAGGAUAAUGACUUCGCUAGUCUGUGGAAGAAGGCACAAAACAUGGGAAAGGGCUACAUUACCACAUAUCGAGAUGGCAAGGAUUGA